Rhagoletis pomonella (apple maggot) is the source of this 2120-nucleotide messenger RNA. Its product is annotated as muscle-specific homeobox protein tinman-like. The record is from RefSeq and is a predicted model, not a curated record. Gene Ontology annotation, cellular component: nucleus. Gene Ontology annotation, molecular function: DNA-binding transcription factor activity, RNA polymerase II-specific; RNA polymerase II cis-regulatory region sequence-specific DNA binding. Lineage: Eukaryota; Metazoa; Arthropoda; Insecta; Diptera; Tephritidae. The transcript has 3 exons. Gene Ontology annotation, biological process: cell differentiation; regulation of transcription by RNA polymerase II. The coding region runs from base 360 to 1874 and encodes 504 amino acids.
ACCAGUCGAGCGAGCGGCUAGUCCGCAUCAAAUUUAGUUCGCGUUUACAAUAAUUAGUAGGUAUUGCCUGCUGCUACGAUAAAUAAAUAAAACAAUUUGCAAUAAUACCGUACUGUUGAGUACUGUACUAAUAAUAUAAUACACGUGCAAAUGUACAAUAACAAAUGCAUGUGCGAGAUAAUUUUUGUGAAUAGUGAUUGGUGAUUGACUCUUGAGUGACAGGUGUACAUACAUACAAUUGAGAACAAUUGAAAAUAAGAAAUGUUUAAUGCAAACAAAUACACGUGUGUGCGAAACUGUUAAGUGGACAGUUAAAAGUGACAACCGAUGAGAAGUGCUGUGCGCCACAUAACAACAACAUGUUACAGCACCAGCAACAAUCGCAGGUGUCACAAGGAUACUACGAUUACAAUCAGUCAAGCCCAACAAACUUUACAAAUUCGGAUUCUCUAAAUACAACACCAUUUUCAGUUAAGGAUAUUCUCAAUUUAGUGAAUCAGAAUGAGAAUUAUGAAGUUUUCGGCAACUUAGAGAGCAUUCCGACUCCCUCAUCUUGCGUCAACGAUUACGAAACACAAAGUUACCAGGACACACUGACUUCGCCACCAGCUAUGCCGCAGCUUCAAGUGCCAUCAAUGACAGCGGCGGCCGCGGCGACGAUGGCGGCCGUCGGUGCAUCCACUUCCGGCUACCAAUACCCCCAUCACCAUCAUCAUCAUCAUCAUUCUCAUGUGGCUUUUGGUGAUUACGCCACUGCUUCUCCCCACGCACAUGCAGUCGCCGCAGCUUAUCCAUCGCACCUGCACGCACAUCCCCACACCCAUCCGCAUUCGCAUAAUCACCCGCCGCCGCCGCCGCCGCCACCCCAUCCACAUACGCAUGCACACUCACCCCAUGUUGUACCUCCUUACCAGCAUUACGGCGCAGUACAAUGGUAUAUGCCGUCGCCUGCCGUGACCAAUGGCAAUGCCAUGUGUGGCAGUAGUAUCUCGCCAAAUGCGUCCGCUUAUGGCGGGACCACCACCACUCAUGCCACAGCGUAUAACUACAAUUACCAACAUUCGAGUGAUGGCUACAUGAAUGGCGUAAAUAAUGUCGGCUGUAUCGAGAUCGCCAGCAGUAAAAGCGAUUACACUUCCACGCCAUACGUGACGCCAUCGCCCACCUUAGACCUCAACAGCUCCACAGAGGUGGGCGAUCCACACAUGGCAUCAGCUUUGUCCGCCAAAUUAACGACUGUAUCACCGAAGGGUAGCGGUAGCAGUAAAGCGGGUACUGCGUCGCAGCAAUCUUUCCAAAAUAUACUGGAGUCUGCCAACAAUAAUGUGGCCAUGCAGCAAAUAUCGCAUGGUAGUGGGAGCGGCGGCUUAAAUGGAAAAAUGAGCGGACCAAAGGAUGUUUCGGACAACAUUCACCGAUCAAGCGAGAAUGCGGCGGCGAAUGCAGGUGCCAGUGGCGAAUGUGGCAUUUCUAAGCGCAGAGAUAUUUCACAAGUCACCUCCUCGCGUUCGGAGCUUCGUAAAAAUGGCAAACCACGUUGUAAACGCAAGCCACGCGUUCUUUUUUCACAAGCUCAGGUAUUGGAGCUGGAGUGCCGUUUUCGUUUGCAAAAGUACCUGACUGCAGCCGAGCGUGAAGUCAUCGCGCACAAAUUAAAUUUAUCGCCUACUCAGGUGAAAAUUUGGUUUCAAAAUCGACGCUACAAGUCGAAACGUGGUGAAAUUGAUGGCGAUACACUAGCCGUCAAAUUGAAAGCGGAUAGCACAUCGGGUAGUAUGAUGGCUGCGGGAGGCGUUAUGUGGGGUCAAUUGCAUCGGCAACAUCAAUCACAUCCACAACAAACGGCGGCGGUUCAAGCGAUGCACCAUUCAUAACAAACCGAUAAAUGUUGGCAAGAUUGUGUGCAAAUAUUUCUAGAAUAUUUAGUUCUUUAAAUCUAAUUAAAUUUCGCUUUUUCAUUUCAAUCUGGCAAUCUGAAAGGAAUUUGCUUUUCGACAAGUACCUUUGAAGUAAAGUUAACAAUUAGUAUAGAAUAUGACCGUAUUAUAAAACAAUCGAUAAUAACAAUGCAUUCAAAUAUUUACGGAUGUAUUUUUCAUACAAAAAGAAAAAAAAAACAA